Messenger RNA from Penicillium riverlandense, 2967 nucleotides. Its product is annotated as glycoside hydrolase family 35 protein. NCBI's taxonomy places the organism in Eukaryota, Fungi, Ascomycota, Eurotiomycetes, Eurotiales, Aspergillaceae. Gene Ontology annotation, molecular function: beta-galactosidase activity. Gene Ontology annotation, cellular component: vacuole. The transcript is spliced from 3 exons. The coding region runs from base 1 to 2967 and encodes 988 amino acids. Gene Ontology annotation, biological process: carbohydrate metabolic process. The record is from RefSeq and is a predicted model, not a curated record.
AUGGUUCGACUUGCUUCAGGACUUGCCUCAUGGGCGUCCAGCUCCCUGCUGUUGUGCUGCGCCAUCAUCGCGGCUCGGGCUGAUGACAGCGACUGGCCCAUCAAGAGUACCAAUUACACCGACACGGUGCAGUGGGACCACUACAGCUACUUCAUCAACGGUCAGCGUGCUUUCCUUUUUGGAGGCGAGAUGCAUCCAUUCAGGUUGCCCGUGCCAGAGCUCUGGGAAGAUAUCCUUCAGAAGAUGAAGGCCAUGGGCAUGAAUACCAUGUCCUUCUACAGUCUCUGGGGAUACCACGAGCCCGUACCAGGCAAAGUCGACACCGAGACCGGGGGUCGCGACCUCACCCGCCUCCUCAACUAUGCCCGUGAAGUCGGAAUGUUUGUGACUCCGCGGCCCGGUCCUUACAUCAACGGCGAGCUGAACGCUGGCGGCUUCCCUCUCUGGCUGACCACUGGAGCCUACGGCACUCUGAGAUCCAAUGGCUCUGCUUACACUGAGGCGUGGGAACCAUAUCAGUCUGCAGUCGCCCAGCUUGUCGCCCCAUUCCAAGUGUACCGCAAUGGUACGGUUAUCAGCUACCAGAUCGAGAACGAACUACCCAACCAAUGGAUUGAUAAGUCGAGCAAAACGCCGGACACUAAACACAUUGACUACAUGGAGAAGCUCGAAGAGAAUGCUAGGGCUAAUGGAAUAGGCAUCCCGUUCACGCACAACAGUCCCAACAAUGACUGGUCUUGGUCUUCCGACUGGGACACCCCCCUGUGCUGGUCGUGUAACCCGUCGCAGUGCUCGAGUUCGCACCCGGCAUUCACUCUGUUAGAUUAUGUGUCUUAUUUCGACACCUAUUCCCCGUCUCAGCCAAGCUACAUGCCGGAGUUCCAAGGUGGCAAGGUGGUCCCCCUGACGGGUUUUCCGGACGGCUGUGCGGACACGGUUGGGCUUGAGUACCGAAACAUCUACUAUCGUCACAACAUCGACCAGGGACUUACGGCAAUCAUGUCCUACAUGACAUACGGAGGUACUAACUGGGGCUGGCUCGGUGUCCCUUUCCUGGGCAGCAGCUACGAUUAUUCUGCCCCGAUUGCCGAGGACCGCUCGCUGCGGGACAGCUUCUUCGAGCUGAAGAAUCUCGCCCUCUUUACCAGAGUUGCAUAUGACCUGAGGAAGACAGACCGUAUCGCAUCAGGAACGAAUUAUACCACGAAUCCUCUCAUUUUGGCCACAGAACUGCGAAAUCCGGAUAACGGUGCUGGCUUCUAUGUUGUCAGGCACAACGAUUCCACUUCUUCGACCCCGGUGACUUUCAAGAUCCAGCUCGACACGUCAGUUGGAAGGGUGACCGUUCCAGCCCACGAGAGCGAGAUGACUCUUAGUGGCCACAUUGCGAAGAUCCUAGUAACCGACUUAAGCAUUGGAGAGGAAUCCAUCAUAUAUUCCACCGCGGAGGUGCUGACCUACGCCGUCAUUGAAGGGGAGACGACGUUGGUACUAUGGACUCCGGCAGGCGAGGGAGGAGAGGCCUACAUAACAGGGGCCUCCACCGGCACUCUGCUGACCAGCCACCAGACCAACGUGCGUUUCCGCGCGGCAGAGAAGGGAACCAUCAUCACGUUUGAACAACCUAUCGGGUUAACCGUCGCACAAGUCGGAAAGGUAAAAGUGCUGGUCGUGGACCGGAGCGUCGCCAACUUCAUCUUCGUCCCCUCAUUAAGCGCGGAUCCGCUUGUCCCCGUCAACGAGACCGUAGUUGUUUCUGGCCCAUACCUCGUCCGAGGAGCCAGUAUUGACUCGCACACAAUCUAUGUUACAGGAGAUACGGUCAACGCUACGCAGAUUGAAGUUUUCGCACCCCAUGCAGUGAAGAAAGUUGCGUGGAACGGUAAGGUUCUCAAAACUGAGCGUACCUCAUAUGGCAGCCUCAAAGCACGGCUCUCGGGGCCAGUUAGAGUCAAACUUCCAAAACUCGGCCCGUGGAAGGGUCAAGACUCUCUCCCCGAGAUCUUGCUAUCUUAUUCCGACACAAGCCUUGCGUGGAUCGAGGGGAACCACAGCACCACGCACAAUUCCGGCUCGGGAACCGUCCCGUACCUCUACAGCGACGACUACGGUUUCCAUACUGGCUCGUUCCUCUAUCGCGGCCGGUUCAACGGCACAGCAGCUGGCGUCAAUAUGACCGUCUACGGGGGCGAGUCUGCCGGGUAUUCUGUCUAUCUGAACGGCAAGUUCAUCGGGGCGUUCCUCGGGAGCUCCUCUAGCUCAGGAUCUCUUACGCUCGAUUUUCCCAACGACACGUUAGUCGAGUCGGGUCCCAACGUGCUCGCCGUGGUGGCAGACACCUCUGGCCACGAUGAAGGCGGCGGCGCGACAUCCGUUCGCGGUAUAUAUCAGAUCAGCCUAACAAACACCACCGGGCCGGGCUUCUCCUCGUGGAGGAUGGCGGGAACAGCGGGAGGUGCGGACGGUGUCUAUCUGGACCCCGUCCGGGGCGCGUAUAACGAGGCCGGAUGGCAGGCGGAGCGGUUGGGCUGGCACCUCCCGGGAUACGACGACUCGUUCUGGCCGGCAUCGAGCCCUUCGGAGGGCUUCGCGAACGCGACGGUGCGCUUCUACCGUACCACGGUGCCACUCAACAUCCCCGAGGGCCACGAUGCGUCUAUCGUCUUUAACCUGCAGAACCUCGGAAGCAGCUCAGCAGUCAGGGCGUUACUCUACGUCAACGGGUAUCAGUAUGGACGUUACAACCCUUACGUGAACGAGGCGACCGAGUUCCCUGUGCCACCGGGUAUUCUGAACUACAAAGGCGACAAUGUGAUCUGCCUGCUAGUAUGGGCCCAGUCUACGAGCGGUGCGGCAAUCUCUUUAGACUGGUCUGUUACGGAGGUGCGAGAGUCAUCGUUCAAUCCCAGAAUAGACGCCGGUUACCUACAGCCUCGGUGGAACGCGACCCGGCUGAACUACGCUUAG